This is a messenger RNA of Pseudomassariella vexata, 471 nucleotides long. Its product is annotated as 40S ribosomal protein S18. The transcript is spliced from 3 exons. Gene Ontology annotation, molecular function: structural constituent of ribosome; RNA binding. The coding region runs from base 1 to 471 and encodes 156 amino acids. Gene Ontology annotation, biological process: translation. Gene Ontology annotation, cellular component: small ribosomal subunit; ribosome; cytosol. The record is from RefSeq and is a predicted model, not a curated record. Lineage: Eukaryota; Fungi; Ascomycota; Sordariomycetes; Amphisphaeriales; Pseudomassariaceae.
AUGUCGCUCGUCUCGGGUGAAAAGACGAGCUUCCAGUUCAUCUUACGUCUCCUCAACACGAACGUGAAGGGUGAGGAGAAGGUUAUGUACGCCUUGACCCGAAUCAAGGGUGUUGGACGACGAUACUCCAACUUGGUCUGCAAGAAGGCCGAUGUCGACCUGAACAAGCGCGCCGGUGAGCUCACUUCGGAAGAGCUCGAGCGAAUCGUUACCAUCAUCCAGAACCCCACGCAAUACAAGAUCCCCAGCUGGUUCCUCAACAGACAGCGCGACAUUGUCGACGGCAAGGAUUCUCAGGUCCUCGCCAACGGCGUUGACUCCAAGCUCCGUGACGAUCUCGAGCGCCUGAAGAAGAUUCGCGCUCACCGUGGUCUUCGUCACUACUGGGGUCUCCGUGUCCGUGGACAGCACACCAAAACGACCGGCCGCCGCGGUCGCACUGUCGGUGUCUCCAAGAAGAAGGGUGGCUAA